Colletotrichum orchidophilum is the source of this 3003-nucleotide messenger RNA. Its product is annotated as major facilitator superfamily transporter. The record is from RefSeq and is a predicted model, not a curated record. Gene Ontology annotation, molecular function: transmembrane transporter activity. The coding region runs from base 1 to 3003 and encodes 1000 amino acids. NCBI's taxonomy places the organism in Eukaryota, Fungi, Ascomycota, Sordariomycetes, Glomerellales, Glomerellaceae. Gene Ontology annotation, biological process: transmembrane transport. The transcript is spliced from 7 exons.
AUGGUGCUCUCCACUAUAGAUGAGAUCGCAAUCGAAGUCGAUAAGAAGUCAUACAACGAGCCAACCACCGCCGACGUCAAGUCUGAGUCUAUCCAAUAUGUGGAAGAGCCCACACUGUUGGAAUGGACGGAAGCAGAGGAACAGGCUGUCAAGCGUAAAAUCGACUGGCACACUGUUCCACUGGUGACAACUUUAUAUCUUCUCUGCUUCCUGGAUCGAGCAAACAUUGGAAAUGCCCGAAUCCAGGGCAUGGCCAAGGACAUCGAUCUUAAAGGAUACCGAUUCAACUGGGCGCUGUCAACAUUCUACAUCAUUUACCUCCUGGUCGAAAUACCGAGCAACAUCAUUCUCAAGCGCAUCGGUCCACGAUUCUACCUUCCUUUUCUCGUCGCCGGCUUUGGUCUGGUCUCAAUGUGUACGGCUUUCGUCCGCUCGUACGAAGGACUAGUCGUUGCCCGCGCAUUUCUAGGCAUCUUUGAAGGCGGUGCCAUGCCAGGGUUCUCAUUCUUCUUGAGCAACUUCUACAAGAGAGAAGAGCUUUUGUUCCGGCUGGGCAUUUUUAUUUCAUCUGCUGCGUUAGCCGGUGCAUUCGGCGGCCUGCUUGCCACCGGUCUCUCUCGGAUUCCGGAAUGGGGGUUCGACGGUGCACCUAUUCACACAUGGAGGAACAUUUUCUUCUUUGAAGGGUUCAUCACACUCCUUUUUGGAGGCUUUGCGCCUCUCUGGAUGCCGAGCAAUCCCGCAACCGCCUACUUCCUCGACGAACGACAACGAUCAAUCGCGGUUGAGCGUCUGCAGCGCCAGCACAAGGCCGAUGCUGAGCAGAAAGUGACCGCCUCUGACGUGAAACGAGCCCUCCUCUGCAUCCACAAUUACACUUGCGGAUUCGGUUUCUUCCUCAUCAAUAUUACUGUGCAGGGAAUUUCAGUCUUCAUGCCGACUAUUCUCGCCGACUUGGGCUGGACGGCGACCCGGGCCCAGUUGUACUCUGUACCGCCCUACGUUGUGGCUGCCGUCACCGCCAUCACCAUUGCGUGGUUUAGUGACAGAACGCGUCAACGUGGCAUCUAUCUUGCGGCAUUCUCAAUGAUUGCCGUCAUCGGAUUUGCCAUCCUGCGGUUCGAGACAGAGGCUAAUAUUAGAUACUUGGGUGUCUUCUUUGUCACAGCGGGUGCCUUCCCAGGCGGACCAGGUUUCUAUUCAGCAGGUCCUUCAGUACGCGCUGUGACGAGUGCCUAUGUUGUUUCAAUUGGUACAAUUGGUGGGAUCGUUGCUACUUUGUUUGGCAUCGUAUGGUAUGGGCAGAUCCACACCGCAUGCGAUUUGAUCAAAUGGUAUCAGACACCAAUCUCAAUCACAAUGCGACUUUUGAACACGCGGACGAAGGAACUGCGGAUGUUCAACCACUCUCGCAUUCCUUAUGCGAUCCUUUCCCAUACCUGGGGUCCGGAGGAAAUCACGCUCCAGGACCUGCUCGCUGGAAAUGCGCAUAUUUUGAAGGGCUACAAGAAGUUGAUGGGAGCUUGUAGACAGGCUCUUUCUGACGGAUUUGAUUACAUAUGGAUCGACACCUGUUGCAUCGAUAAAACCAGCUCGUCCGAGUUAACCGAGGCCAUCAAUUCAAUGUGGGCCUGGUAUCGGAAUUCUCGUGUUUGUUAUGCGUAUCUCGAGGACGUCGCCCAAAAGGAUAUUGAGAUCCACGGCGGCUAUUCUAGUGGUUUCAUGAAAAGUCGGUGGUUUACGCGUGGUUGGACACUGCAAGAGCUCAUCGCACCUUCUAUGGUCAUAUUCUAUUCUGAAAACUGGCACGAAAUUGGCACUCGUGACCAGAUGCGAGAGUCUUUGGGUGAGAUUACCGGCAUCGACUACAAAUUCUUCGAAUACGGAAUCUUGGGCCGAUAUAGCAUUGCCCAGAGAAUGUCUUGGGCUGCAAAGAGAAAGACUACGAGGGUUGAAGAUCAAGCCUAUUGCUUGCUCGGAUUGUUUGGCGUCAGCAUGCCAUUAUUGUACGGAGAGGGAGAAAUGGCAUUCAUCCGACUUCAGGAAGAAAUAAUGAGACGGACGGACGACCAGUCAAUCUUUGCCUGGUUGCAGCCGGGGCCUUCAAGAAAUACUGGUUUUCUCGCCAAAUCUCCCUCCUACUUCAAUCAGUCCGGUGGUGUUAAAAGAGUCGAUACUACCCACCGCGUGGCACCAUAUUCAUUCACAAACAAAGGCAUCCAGAUUGAGAUGCCGUUGCUCGAGCCGAGUAGCUCAAAGCUUGGGUUCUCGUUCAUCCCGGGAGAUAACAACGAGCAGUUUGGUUCGGCAGCAGGUAUCUCUUUCACUUUCUCACCAACAAGUACAAUAGCAAUACUCAACUGCAAUAGAGCGGGUCGUCACCUAGGCCUUUACCUGGAGAGAGCAGGCGACCUCGAGCCGUUCUACAGAUGCAGUCACAAACUAGGCUUCGUCUCAGUUCCAGAAGAUUGGGUCAAGGCGGCAAAGAUCGAGACUAUUCUCCUCAGGGCUGAAGAUCCUGAGGAUAUGGAGUCGUUAUGGGGCAAGGAUUCCGACGCGCAGCACAUCGUCGUGGAGUUACCUCAAGAACGGAACCUUGGAUACGACACUAUCAAAGCAUUCCCAGUGGGUAGAUGGGCCAACAGUGGCCCAUGGAGUCACUCAAUCAUGCUCUCCUACGACGUUGAGACCAGCGGCAAAGAGGAGAUACCAUAUCUACACAUCCAAAACGCUGGAGCCCAAAACGGUUUUUGUAUGUUUUUCAAAUUCAAGGCACCAGGCCCGCAUACUGCGUGUCUUCUGAUGGAUGUUGCUGCCGGCGAAACUCCAGCCGUCCCGCAAUCAUCAUCUUUCAUUGUUGCUAGUCUUCCGGCGGGAAACCGACUGGAGGCGUUGGGGAAAGAUCUUAGAGUUACCGCUGAGAUGGCCGCGUCACGAUUUGCAAAGGUUUGGAAGAUUACCAUGGAAAACAGUCAAGGCAAUACAGAUACAAUCCAAGCAUAG